AUGGCCAAAAUGGAGGUGAAAACAUCACUUCUGGACAAUAUGAUUGGAGUUGGAGAUAUGGUUCUUUUAGAACCUCUCAAUGAGGAGAGCUUCAUCAACAACCUCAAGCAGCGCUUUGACCAUAAUGAAAUAUAUACGUAUAUUGGAAGUGUGGUUAUCUCCGUGAAUCCGUACCGGUCAUUGCCCAUUUACUCCCCAGAGAAAGUGGAAGAUUACCGCAAUAGAAAUUUUUAUGAACUGAGCCCUCACAUCUUUGCCCUGUCAGACGAAGCAUACCGAUCCCUCAGAGAUCAAGAUAAAGACCAGUGUAUUCUCAUUACCGGAGAAAGUGGAGCAGGAAAAACAGAGGCCAGCAAGCUUGUUAUGUCCUACGUAGCAGCUGUUUGUGGAAAAGGAGCAGAAGUUAACCAAGUCAAAGAGCAGCUUCUGCAGUCCAACCCAGUCCUGGAAGCUUUUGGAAAUGCCAAAACUGUAAGGAAUGACAAUUCCUCAAGAUUUGGCAAAUAUAUGGACAUUGAAUUUGACUUUAAAGGUGAUCCGCUGGGAGGAGUGAUAAGUAACUAUCUUUUAGAAAAGUCUCGGGUUGUGAAGCAGCCAAGAGGUGAAAGAAACUUCCAUGUGUUCUACCAGCUGCUCUCCGGUGCCUCUGAAGAACUCCUCAAUAAGCUUAAACUCGAGCGGGAUUUCAGCAGAUAUAACUACUUGAGUCUGGACUCAGCCAAAGUUAAUGGAGUGGACGAUGCAGCAAACUUCAGAACUGUUAGGAAUGCGAUGCAGAUUGUGGGCUUUAUGGACCAUGAGGCCGAGUCUGUCUUGGAGGUGGUAGCCGCUGUGUUGAAGCUGGGGAACAUUGAGUUCAAGCCCGAGUCUCGAGUGAAUGGCUUAGAUGAAAGCAAAAUCAAAGAUAAAAAUGAGUUAAAAGAAAUCUGUGAGUUGACCAGCAUUGAUCAGUCAGUUCUAGAACGAGCAUUCAGUUUUCGGACAGUUGAAGCCAAGCAGGAGAAAGUUUCUACUACCCUGAACGUGGCUCAGGCUUACUAUGCCCGUGAUGCUCUGGCUAAAAACCUCUACAGCAGGCUGUUUUCGUGGUUGGUAAAUCGAAUCAAUGAAAGCAUAAAGGCACAAACAAAAGUGAGAAAGAAGGUCAUGGGUGUUUUGGACAUUUAUGGCUUUGAAAUUUUUGAGGACAACAGUUUUGAACAGUUCAUUAUUAAUUACUGCAAUGAGAAGCUGCAACAAAUCUUCAUUGAAUUGACCCUUAAAGAAGAACAGGAAGAAUAUAUUCGGGAGGACAUAGAGUGGACUCACAUCGACUACUUCAAUAAUGCUAUCAUUUGUGACCUAAUAGAAAAUAACACAAAUGGAAUCCUGGCCAUGUUGGAUGAAGAGUGUCUGAGGCCCGGCACGGUCACCGAUGAGACCUUCUUAGAAAAACUCAACCAGGUCUGCGCCACCCACCAGCACUUUGAAAGCAGGAUGAGCAAGUGCUCCAGAUUCCUCAAUGACACGACUCUGCCUCACAGCUGCUUCAGAAUUCAGCAUUAUGCUGGCAAGGUGCUGUACCAGGUGGAGGGAUUUGUGGACAAAAACAAUGAUCUUCUCUAUCGUGACCUGUCCCAAGCCAUGUGGAAAGCUGGCCACUCCCUCAUCAAGUCUUUGUUCCCUGAAGGGAACCCUGCCAAGAUCAACCUGAAAAGGCCUCCUACGGCCGGAUCACAGUUCAAGGCCUCUGUGGCCACACUGAUGAAAAACCUGCAGACCAAGAACCCCAACUACAUUAGGUGUAUCAAGCCAAAUGAUAAAAAGUCGGCGCACAUCUUCAACGAGGCCCUGGUGUGUCACCAGAUCAGGUACCUGGGUCUCCUGGAGAACGUCCGAGUGAGGAGGGCAGGCUACGCCUUCAGGCAGGCUUAUGAGCCUUGUCUGGAAAGAUACAAAAUGCUGUGCAAACAGACAUGGCCUCACUGGAAAGGCCCAGCACGAUCUGGUGUAGAAGUUUUGUUUAAUGAAUUAGAGAUUCCUGUGGAAGAAUAUUCUUUUGGUAGAUCAAAAAUAUUCAUCCGAAACCCAAGAACAUUAUUCAAAUUGGAAGACCUGAGGAAGCAGCGACUAGAGGACUUGGCCACCCUCAUCCAGAAGAUUUAUCGGGGCUGGAAGUGUCGCACUCACUUCCUGCUGAUGAAGAAGAGUCAAAUCGUGGUUGCUGCCUGGUACAGGCGAUACGCGCAACAAAAGCGGUAUCAACAGAUAAAGAGUUCUGCCUUGGUAAUUCAGUCUUACAUCCGGGGCUGGAAGGCUCGGAAAAUCCUGCGAGAACUGAAGCAUCAAAAGCGAUGCAAGGAGGCAGUCACCACCAUUGCAGCCUAUUGGCAUGGGACCCAGGCGCGAAGGGAACUGAGACGGCUGAAGGAGGAGGCUAGGAAUAAACAUGCUAUUGCAGUUAUUUGGGCUUACUGGCUUGGAUCUAAGGCUCGAAGGGAAUUGAAACGCUUGAAGGAGGAGGCUAGGCGUAAGCAUGCAGUUGCUGUCAUUUGGGCUUACUGGCUUGGACUGAAGGUCCGCAGGGAAUACCGAAAAUUCUUUAGAGCCAAUGCUGGAAAGAAAAUCUACGAAUUUACACUGCAGAGAAUUAUGCAAAAAUACUUCUUGGAAAUGAAAACUAAGAUGCCUUCUUUAUCUCCAAUUGACAAGAACUGGCCCUCAAGACCUUAUCUCUUCUUGGAUUCUACUCACAAGGAGCUGAAAAGGAUUUUCCACUUGUGGAGGUGUAAAAAAUACAGGGACCAGUUCACAGACCAGCAGAAACUUAUUUAUGAAGAGAAGCUAGAAGCCAGUGAACUCUUCAAAGACAAGAAGGCUUUGUACCCAUCUAGUGUUGGGCAACCAUUCCAAGGGGCUUACCUGGAAAUUAACAAGAACCCUAAGUAUAAAAAGCUCAAAGACUCUAUUGAAGAAAAGAUCAUCAUCGCUGAAGUUGUGAACAAAAUUAACCGUGCUAAUGGGAAGAGUACAUCCCGGAUUUUCCUCUUAACAAAUAAUAAUCUCCUCCUUGCUGAUCAAAAGUCUGGGCAGAUCAAGUCAGAGGUUCCCCUGGGAGACGUGACCAAGGUAUCGAUGAGCUCACAAAAUGAUGGCUUCUUUGCCAUCCACCUCAAAGAGGGCUCAGAAGCAGCUAGUAAAGGAGACUUUCUCUUCAGCAGCGACCACCUAAUUGAAAUGGCCACCAAGCUCUAUCGUACAACACUCAGCCAAACCAAACAGAAGCUCAAUAUUGAAAUUUCCGAUGAGUUUCUGGUACAGUUCAGACAGGACAAAGUAUGUGUGAAGUUUAUUCAGGGCAGCCAGAAAAAUGGGAGUGUCCCGAUGUGUAAACGAAAAAACAACCGGCUCCUGGAAGUAGCUGUCCCGUAA
Elephantulus edwardii (Cape elephant shrew) is the source of this 3411-nucleotide messenger RNA. It is a transcript of the gene MYO1B, whose product is annotated as myosin IB. Bases 1 to 3411 code for a protein of 1136 amino acids. The record is from RefSeq and is a predicted model, not a curated record. Gene Ontology annotation, molecular function: microfilament motor activity; ATP binding; actin filament binding. Lineage: Eukaryota; Metazoa; Chordata; Mammalia; Macroscelidea; Macroscelididae. Gene Ontology annotation, biological process: actin filament organization; vesicle transport along actin filament. Gene Ontology annotation, cellular component: cytoplasm; microvillus; plasma membrane. The transcript is spliced from 30 exons.